Messenger RNA from Callithrix jacchus (white-tufted-ear marmoset), 2507 nucleotides. It is a transcript of the gene FCAMR, whose product is annotated as Fc alpha and mu receptor. The record is from RefSeq and is a predicted model, not a curated record. Lineage: Eukaryota; Metazoa; Chordata; Mammalia; Primates; Cebidae. Gene Ontology annotation, molecular function: transmembrane signaling receptor activity. Gene Ontology annotation, cellular component: plasma membrane.
AUGGAAGAAAAGACCUCAAAUGAGCUGCUAGUCCUAGCCAGCCUUUACCAGGAAAAGUCAGAAGAGUUCAUGCGGGACUGGAUCCUGAAGGUGCUGGAUCAAGGGGAUGGGAGCAUCAGAGGCACACUAACAGUGAAACAGAAAUCAUCCCUUGAAAAAAAUCAGCUCCUCUUCUGCAAACAGGAAACAGUGAGGAGAGGAGCAGAAGCUGACUAUUGCAGGCAUGCUGGCACUUUACCACAAUCUCACUUAAGUUGCAGCUACUGCCUGAGACCCCAGCAGGGUGGUAGCAGUAGGAGGGAGAAGCUGCAGGAGGGCAGGAGCUCUUACUUGAUGGAUGGCCUGGAGCUCUCUGGCCUGGCAGGGGUUUGGAGCUGGCUGUUUGCUUCUUCCUCUGCGGAUGCCUUUGUGGACACAUGGAUGGCCGCUGAUGACCCGUCUCCUCCCUUUGCUGCAGGUUCUUCUUUCGCCCUUCCACUAAAAAGACCCCAUCUCAGAUGGCUGUGGGAGGGCUCUCUCCCCUCCAGGACCCAUCUCCAGGCCAUGGGAACAUUUAUGCCUUCUUCACCCCUCUGCUGGCAGGAGGAGAGCUCCUUCGCAGCUGCAAAUGCAUUGAAGGGCCCAAGGCUGGUGUCUGGGAAUCCUGGAGGAGCUGUCACCAUCCAGUGCCAUUAUGCCCCCUCAUCUGUCAACAGGCACCAGAGGAAGUACUGGUGCCGUCUGGGGCCCCCAAGAUGGAUCUGCCAGACCAUUGUGUCCACCAACCACUACAUUCACCAUGGCUAUCGUGACCGCGUGGCCCUCACAGACUUUCCACAGAGGGGCUUGUUUGUGGUGAGGCUGUCCCAGCUGUCCCCGGAGGACAUCGGAUGCUACCUCUGUGGCAUUGGAGAUGAAAACAACAUGCUGUUCUUUAGCAUGAAUCUGACCGUCUCGGCAGGUCCCUCCAGCACUCUCCCCACAGCCAUCCCAGCUGCUGGGGAGCUCCCCACGAGAUCCUAUGGAACAGCAUUUCCAGCGGCCAACAGAUGGAACCCAGGAACAACCCAGACCUUAGGACAGGGGACAGCAUGGGGCACAGUUGCUUCAGCUCCAGGAACCAGCAUGACCAGAGCUUCAGCUGAGGGAAGACAAACCUCAGGAGCAACCAGGCCAGCAGCUCCAGGGACAGGCAGCCGGGCAGAGGCUUCUGCCAAAGCACUAGCUCCCAUUCCAGACAGUCCAGCUUCAGAAAGCAGAAGCAUGUCCAAUACAACAGAAGGUGUUUGGGGGGGCACCAGAAGCUCAAUGACAAACAAGGCUAGAGCCAGCAAAGAUGGGAGGGAGAUGACAACCACCAAGGUUGAUAGGCCAAGGGAGGACACAGAGAGGGUCAGCAUAGCUCUUGAAGCAGCCAAAAAGGCCCUAGGAACCAUUAGUCCGCCAGCUCCGGUCUUGGAAACUUUGGCCUGGGAAAUUCUCCCACAGUGUUGCUUAGAAACCAGUGUUUCUAAGCAACAAUCUCUGGGCCCCAUUGGAGAAACAACUCCAGCUGCAGGCGUGUGGACCUUGGGAACCACCAGCAUAGAGGCAGCAUCUGGGGAAGGAAGUGCUGCAGGGGACCUAGAUGCUGCCACUGGAGACAGAGGUUCCCAAGCAACGCCAAGCCAGGCCCUGGCAGUAGGACCCUGGAGGCCCCCUGACAAGGAGUCUUCUGUGAAGAGCGCUUUUCCAGAAGAUGAAAGCAGCUCUCGAACACUGGCUCCCGUCUCUACCUUGCUGGUCUUGUUUAUGCUUAUGGCUCUGGUUCUAUUGCAAAGGAAGCUCGGGAGAAGGAGGACCUCUCAGGAGGCAGAAAGGGUCACCCUGAUUCAGAUGACACGUGUUCUGGAGGUGAACCUCCAACCAGACCAGCUGCCCCAUAUGGAAAGAAAGAUGCUUCAGGGUGACUCUCCUUCUGCUGGGACCAGCCUGACUGCCCCAGAGAGGAAUCCAGGACCCUGAAGGAUGGAAAGAUUAACUGCUCAGUCACCAUGGAAGGAGGACCAAGAUCAAAGGCCUUCAGGACCCUAGCCUCUUUCCAUCAUCCUUCCUCCACCUUUCUGCAGCUGGGGCUCCAACCAAGGAAGAAAAGCUGGCCAUCCUUGGGCACAGGAAAGUCCAGCAUUGUCCACGUCCAAGGUAAAAAUCUGACUCAAAGGAGACUUCAAGAAAGGUGCAUGAAACACUGGAAGAGGUCACCAAGGAAAAGCGUGAAAUGUCCAUUCCUGAAUGUUUGAAAAUAGGAGGGACUCCAAAUCAGUGUGGAAAGUGACAAAUCCUCUCUCAGCACUCCCAGCCCUUGCUGGGGGCCCCUUUUCUGACUACCGUUAGCACUCACAAUUAACUAUAUGUAAGUGUACCUGCCUUGCCUUCUCAUGUAGAUUCUAAGCUCCUUUAGGUCAGUAAUUGUGUUUUAUUCAUCUCAUAAUAUUCCCCAGAGAACUUCCAACUCAUAGGACCCCAAUAAAUACCUGUGGCUGAUUGAC